GUUGGGAUUUGUAUAUUCCUCUUUUGUAGAAUAUUAACUAUAAUUUUCAAGCAUAUAUUAACUUUAUUUCUCCCCAAAUCAAAUCCCUCCCAAUAGAAAAAGCCGUCAAACGUCCAAACCGACAAAUAUGACAUCACAAGCAAGAAGCCGAGGCGAGCCGCGGUUGAGCUACCCCACAGCCCGUCAUACACGCUCGCACGACCAUAGUUGCUCGAACAAGUCGGACGAUUUUGUUGAAAACGAAAUCAAGCAAUGUGAAAUAAACAGCCGUCUGUUUGCUCACAUCUCACUGCUCUCCGCCACCAGUAGCAUAUUGAGCCCGCCCAAGGUUCAAUUGCCACUGCUUGUUCAUCUGUGAGCAAGGGAGGAGGCAGGCACCUUCAAGCUCCGACGGGACAGGAUGAUUUCGAGUCUACAGGGUAGGCGGCCACAGGUCCCGCAACAGCAAGUUCUCCCGCCGAUGAACCAGCAGCUUAAUCGCCCCAUGGGAGUGAUGCCUCACCAAAUACGACCGCAGUAUGACUCUGCAUCUCAGCAUCCGGUGUUCUUCACAUCGAGGAUGGUGAAGUUGCCGAAUGGGGUUGCGGGGGUGGGGGCGAGUCCGGUGGCGAUGGGAUACCAGUUUGAGGAGGGGAGGAAGGAUGGUGGCGUGAUUGGGGGGAAGCAGAAGUUAUAAACGACAACAUGAUGGCAAAAGAGAAUUAUUUUCUGGAGUCAACGUUUGAGGUAGCGAGCGUUUGAUGGCUGUGACAAGCUGAAGUAACGAGGAUAUGACUAUCUGGCUUGAGGCCUGGAUGAAAUAUUUCCAAUGAAGGGGAGGUAUGGCUGUGUAUAAACUGAGGCCAGCGGAUAGAUAUU
Pseudogymnoascus destructans is the source of this 858-nucleotide messenger RNA. RefSeq lists its product as uncharacterized. The record is from RefSeq and is a predicted model, not a curated record. Lineage: Eukaryota; Fungi; Ascomycota; Leotiomycetes; Thelebolales; Thelebolaceae. Bases 401 to 676 code for a protein of 91 amino acids. The transcript has 2 exons.